AGCUCUCUCAUCAGACCCCCGCAUGAUUGAUGUCCUUGGUGUAGCCAUGGGCAUCGAUAUGCAAGGUUUUUCGCGCGAAGACGGAUCUGAUGAGCUCCCGCCCGACUUUGAUAGAGAGCCUGUCCUUCCGCCCGGCUUUAAGGGAGACCCUAUCCCUCCCCGAAGGGCUGGAACACCUCGGAUGCCACCUUCAUUCACAUCGAAGACUCCGUCAGCGCCAGCACCAGCACCAGCACCAGCCCCUGAGCCCGAAGACGUUGAGAUGACAGAUGAGGAUGCUGAAGAGGCCAAAGCCAAGGCAGACGCGCUCGCCGCAAAGGCUAAGGGCGCAGAGCACUACAAGGCACAACGCUUUACCGAAGCCGCAGAAUACUUCAAGAAAGCUUGGGAUCUGUGGCCAAAGGACAUCACGUUCCUUGGCAAUCUCGGUGCUGCAUAUCUCGAGGCGAAAGAGUACGAUCAGUGUAUCGAAACGUGCGAGUUGGCUGUUGAGGAGGGCCGAGGACUCCGCGCAGACUACAAGAUUAUUGCCAAAAUCUUCGGCCGUAUUGGGACUGCGUACACCGCAAAGAACGACCUACCGUCUGCGAAGAAAUACUUCCAAAAGUCACUUUCAGAACACCGUGACGCUACCAUCCUCGCAAAGCUCCAAGCUACCGAGAAAGCCAUCGUCGAGAACGAGCGGCAGUCGUACAUCGACCCCGCCAAGUCUGCCACCGCACGUGAGGAGGGUAAUGCCGCAUUCAAGAGUGGUGACUUCGCAAAGGCCGUGAAAUUGUAUGAGGAGAGUAUCAAGCGCGAUCCUUCCGAUGCAAGAGGAUACAACAACAGAGCGGCAGCGUACAUGAAACUCAUGGCAUUGGCUGAAGCUCUAAAGGAUGCCGACAAAGCAAUCGAGGUCGAUUCCACAUUCGUCAAGGCAUAUAUCCGAAAAGCCACGAUCCUGCACACGAUGCGCGAGUAUAGCAAGGCUCUUGAGGCUCUACAGGCCGCGUCGUCAGCCGAUACCGGGAACGCACAUGCUCAUGAGAUUCAAGUCCAGGAGUCCAAGAUCCAGCAAGCCUUGUUUACUCAACGUGCCGAUGAGACGGAGGAACAGACCCUCGACCGAGCCAUGAAGGAUCCCGAAGUUGCUCAAAUCAUGGGCGACCCCGUGAUGCAGCAAAUUUUGCAGCAAGCGCAGGGCAAUCCUGGCGCAUUGCAAGAUCACAUGAAAAACCCUGUCGUACGCCAGAAGAUUAUGAAACUCAUCAACGCAGGAAUCAUCAAGACACGAUGAUCUGCGCAGUCAUGUCUGAUUCACACUAGUGUAGUUUCGUUUGUAUCAGUUCAAAUAUCAUUUUGCUUUAUCAACACUUUCAAC
Molecule: messenger RNA, 1363 nt
Organism: Suillus clintonianus
Lineage: Eukaryota; Fungi; Basidiomycota; Agaricomycetes; Boletales; Suillaceae
Product: TPR-like protein
Exons: 4
Coding region: 23-1279 (418 amino acids)
Molecular function (GO): Hsp90 protein binding
Source: RefSeq, a predicted model, not a curated record